Molecule: messenger RNA, 357 nt
Organism: Hyaloperonospora brassicae
Lineage: Eukaryota; Oomycota; Peronosporomycetes; Peronosporales; Peronosporaceae
Source: the annotation of a GenBank genome assembly
AUGUCUCUUGCACAGCCCGCACCGGCGAAGCUACUGACGCGCUCGGACUUUUCCGUGACGCUCAAGGUCCCGCCCUCUGCUGCCGCUACUUCCUCGUGGCAUCGAUACGAGUACAAAGAAGCGGGAGCUGCAUGGGACGAGCACGUGCUGCACGUAGACGCGCCUCCUGGUGCCUCCUCAGUCGUUCUCGACGAUCUCCAUCCCACGAGCACAUACGAAGUGCGCCUUUACGAGGUCUUGAAGGGCGCAGACGGCAAAGAACAAGUGUCCGCACCCAGUGAAGUGGCUGCAGUGGAUACGCAAGUGCCAGGCUGUGGACCAGACUCGGGUCGGGGCUGCAUGUGCUCAAUCCAGUAA